AACACGCGCACGUGAUUUUAGAGUUUUUUAAAUAUAGUUUUUAUUCAAUAUAUCUAUAUGAUUGAAAUAAUUAACGCACUGAAAUGUAACGAACAAUUUUAGUGUGCGCAUUCGCAUAGUAUAAAUCGUAAACUGCAUUUUGUAUUGACUGCACAAUACAUAUGCAUAAUAAUAUAUAUAGCUGUCAUCUUUCUCAAAACAAACCCCUUUCCAAAAUGGCGCCGAACGGGUGCCCAGCUGUUGUUUACCUAAAGAUGUUUGUCGCGUUAUUGCGCGUGAAGUAGAGUUUUUUGUUUUUAAAAACAGUGGAAAUUAAUGUGUGUAUGAAUUGAAAAAAAGAUGGAAACUAUAUGUGAACAAAAUCAACGACACAAAUAGAAGUCAAGUGCAAAUUGUGUGAUCAUUCAAUUGGAUAAAUGAAAAAACGUCAUCAUGAAUGCAAGAACGCAGUUAUUUGAACUCAGUAUGGAGGGUCGCCAAGUGGAUGAGGCAGUAGCAAGUAUUUUUCACAAUGUUCUCUUUCACCGGAGUUUGGGAAAAUUCAAAUAUAAACAGGAAGGCAGCUACUCUGUAGGCACUGUUGGUUAUCAAGAUGUUGACUGUGAUUUUAUAGACUUUACAUAUGUCUGCUGUUCGUCAGUUCAUCUCGAUCAAACAUUAAAACGUGAAAUUUCUGGUUUCUCGGAAGCACUACGAUCGACAGAUAGUCCUGGAUCGGGUCAAAUUUCACUUGAAUUUUUUCAAAAGAAAAAAAAUCGUUGGCCCUUUCAACCAGAAUGUAUUCCAUGGGAAGUGUGGACAGUGCGUUUGGAAUUAAUAAAAUUGUCCACAGAACAUGAACGACAAAUUUGUCGUGAAAAAGUUGGUGAUUUACUUACAGACAAAAUUUUAUAUAUUACAGAAGUAAUGAAUCGACACGAUUAUCUCCCAAAAAUGCCAAACCAGGCUGAAUUAGACUUAAUUUUCGAUACAUCGUAUCCCGAUAUUCAACCGUAUCUUUUUAAAUUGUCUUUUACAACUUCAGGACCAUCGAGCACGACAAUGGGCAACACAAUGAAAAAACUUAUUAAGGAAACUCUGUCCAUGUAGUUUAUAAAGCACUGACACUAAUUGAUUUUCGUUUAAAAAGCGUUUAAUCAAAUUCAAUAUACAUAUAGGUAUAUAUAUAUAAUUCUUGCACUUAAAAGUGAAAUAAAUUGACUCCGCAGCUACAUCUACGAUAUUUUAGAUUGAUUGAUUGUAUAGUACAAAUGAAUGUGAAGAUUUCUUGCACUUGAGUGCACAUUUAUACACGGUAUAAAGUGUGAAGAAACUUAGUCUUAAUAUUUACAUUGGUCUGCCUUGCGUCGCUUCAAGGAAUAUAAAGUGCGAACGAGAGUAGCUCUCUUCAAUGGAGAGAUCUAAUUAUAACAAGAAACGAUCAAAUACACUCGUUUUAAAAAAAAAAAAUAACUUACGAAAUCUUGUUCGUCGUGAAAUUUUCAUAGUAUCCGUUUAAUUAUAAAAAAAACAAUUUACAGCGUCUUUCAAAAAAAAAAAAAAAAAAUUCUCGGAAUAUAGCGUAACACAUCAAGAAUAGCCAUUUUACUAUAAUAAUAAUAAAAAAAAAAAAAACAGCUUCUAUCUUCGACCAUAAGGUCAUGACGAAUUUGUCCAGUCUUUAGCAUGUAGUGAUGAACACUGUAAACAUUAUACACGCCUUACACAAGAGUACAUAAACCACGGUUUUUCUAUCAUAGAGUGACUGUUAUUUAUUGGACGAGUGAUGCUAAAUAAUUA
Leptopilina boulardi is the source of this 1779-nucleotide messenger RNA. RefSeq names its product autophagy-related protein 101 (gene Atg101). Gene Ontology annotation, cellular component: phagophore assembly site. The transcript is spliced from 3 exons. Bases 433 to 1089 code for a protein of 218 amino acids. Lineage: Eukaryota; Metazoa; Arthropoda; Insecta; Hymenoptera; Figitidae. The record is from RefSeq and is a predicted model, not a curated record. Gene Ontology annotation, biological process: autophagosome assembly; autophagy.